Molecule: messenger RNA, 5763 nt
Organism: Seriola aureovittata
Lineage: Eukaryota; Metazoa; Chordata; Actinopteri; Carangiformes; Carangidae
Gene: slc24a4b
Product: solute carrier family 24 member 4b
Exons: 17
Coding region: 628-2469 (613 amino acids)
Biological process (GO): calcium ion transmembrane transport; intracellular calcium ion homeostasis
Cellular component (GO): membrane
Molecular function (GO): calcium channel activity; calcium, potassium:sodium antiporter activity
Source: RefSeq, a predicted model, not a curated record
AGGAGGAAUUCAUGUGGAGGGGGAGGCGCCCGAGCGAGGCGAGCGGCGCGACUGCUGGCCGAAUUUAACAAUUAACCUUGAUGAACACAGAUUGGUUUCACUUAACAGGCGCACAGGUGCGUGGAGACCGCGAUACGGCGCAGCUGAGCGACACCACGUUUUUGACCGGACAUUGACGCAUUUCAUGCCAAACACAGAAACUACACGGAGAGAGGAUAUUGCAGCUGAUAUUUUUUCUUUUUUCUUCACGGGACAGGAAGGAUGCGCGUUGCAAUGGGAGCUCAUCCGAUACAAGUCCUCUCACAGAAUCCGAAUUCAGGAGCAUCGCUGAAUUGAUUUUUGUGCCCUAUAUCGGAAUUUGACCGCCGUGUCAUUGCCCAGUCUACCAGCCCCAGCAGCAGAGAGGCAUCUUCUCAGCGGCGGAGACAAGAAAGGAGGAGGAGGGGGGACACUGUCCGCUUCACUACACUCUCCAUCUGCGUCCUGGACGGCUUGAAAUGAGGACCACAUCCCGACUCUGUUCCGUGUGAAGAGGAAAGCGGGGCGGCAGUUUCUUCGGCUCUCAAGGACGCAAAAAAAAAAAAGAAAAAAAAAGGGGGAAAGUGGCCGCCGGUCGAGCAGCGAAGCAUGGAGCGGGACGACACCGACACCGUGAGCGCGUCUAAAAAGACAAUAAUUGCGAAGAUAUUCAAAGUUCGCAAGAGGAGGGAGAUGCUUUUCGUUCAGGUGUGCUUUAUCUGCAGUGUCCUCUUCGUGGCGUGGAGCAUGUCGGCGCUGUUGACCAAGACAGGCCAUGGGAUGUUAGUGGAGGGACAUCCGAACCAGGAACACUGGGGAAGACGGCUAAUGGCUUCAGCACCAGACAACGAAACGGAGCUGAAGAACUGUUCAGAGCCAGCAAUACACGAGUUCCCCAAUGACCUUUUCACCAACAAGGAACGAAAAAGUGGGGCCAUUCUGCUGCACAUUGUGGCGACGCUCUACAUGUUUCUGGCCCUCGCUAUAACCUGCGACGAGUACUUUGUGACAUCGCUGGAGAAACUCUGUGAGAAACUAGAUCUGAGCGAAGAUGUUGCCGGGGCCACCUUCAUGGCAGCUGGCAGUUCUGCCCCAGAGCUUUUUGCAUCUGUCAUUGGUGUUUUCAUCACCCACGGUGAUGUGGGGGUGGGGACCAUCGUUGGCUCAGCAGUCUUCAACAUCCUUUGCAUCAUUGGUGUCUGCGGGAUCUUCGCUGGACAGGUGGUGAUACUGACCUGGUGGGCUGUUUUCAGGGAUUCCUUCUACUACAUCCUGUCUGUUUUGGCUUUGAUUGCAUUCAUCUACGAUGGGAAAAUAGUUUGGUGGGAGAGUUUGGUGCUGGUGCUCAUGUACGCAGGAUACAUCCUCGUCAUGAAAUUCAACUCCAGCAUGCAGAAUUUUUUCAUGGGGAAGUCGAAGAAGAACGUGGCCAAUGGUAACGCUGCGGCAAGCAGUGAGAUGGAGGACGGUAAUACUAGUUAUGACUAUGUUUGGGAUGACGACCCGUCAUCGCCUUUACUCUCAGCAGUCAAGCCCAGCAAGGCUUACAGCCGUGGCUCAGUGGUGAUGGUGGACGAGAUCAUCAACGCCAGCCCUACAAAGUUCAGGUUUCCAGAGGCUGGCCUCCGUGUCAUGGUCACCAGCCAUUUUGGACCCAAGACCCGUCUGCGCAUGGCCAGUCGCCUCAUCAUUACAGAGCGCCAGAAGUUGGUCCAAGCUGCCAAUGGCGUGGAGACACAAGUGAUUGACGGGAAGGUUGAAAUCGAGAACGGGAACGUGCCAGAGGACAAACCCACCGAGGCGGAGGAAAACGAAACCAUCUCACCGUUUCACAUUCCAAGAGGUAUUGGCAGCAAGUUCAAGUGGCUGAUCUCGUGGCCUCUGCUCCUGUUGCUGUUCUUCACCGUCCCGAACUGUGCCAAGCCUCGCUGGGAGAAAUUCUUCAUGGUUUCCUUCAUCCUGUCCACUGUCUGGAUUGCUAUCUUCUCCUACUUGAUGGUCUGGAUGGUCACUAUAAUUGGCUACACUCUGGGAAUCCCUGAUGUCAUCAUGGGCAUCACUUUCCUGGCAGCAGGCACCAGUGUCCCAGACUGCAUAGCCAGUCUCAUCGUGGCUCGGCAAGGUCUGGGAGACAUGGCGGUGUCCAACACAAUCGGCAGCAACGUGUUUGAUAUUCUGGUGGGACUGGGGGUUCCCUGGGCGAUACAGACCAUGUGUGUAAGCUAUGGAUCAGAGGUGAUGAUUAACAGUCGGGGGCUGGUGUACUCAGUGGUGCUUCUGCUGGGCUCUGUGGCCCUCACGGUUCUGGGGAUCCACCUGAAUAAGUGGAGGCUGGACAUGAAGCUGGGCAUCUAUGUCCUGGUCCUGUAUGCUGUUUUCCUCUGCUUCUCCAUCAUGAUUGAGUACAACGUCUUCACCUUCGUCAACCUGCCCAUGUGCAUGGAGGAGUAGAGCACAGCAGCAUGUCUCAGAUACCAAAACCUCAGUGCUCCCAUAGCAACUCCAAAAUAUCUUUUUUUCAGUAAUACUGGACCUAACUGCAGACUUUUUUUUUUUUUUCCUCCCCUGCACUCUCCCCUGUAAGCUUUUCAGUCCCAAUUAUGAAUCUUAUUUCCUCAAGAGGCAGUACACUGUAAUGGUGGACUCCAUUCUAUGUCUCUGAUUUGUCCUCUUGUCACACAGUGCCGGUCCUGAAUGCCCAUUAUUUUGGGCUUUGCCUGUUACUGCAGUAAAGUCUUUAGUUCCUCUGUGCACCUGUUAACUUUCUACCCAUCUAGCAUGCCUUUAGAUGUCGGGGACCUCCAGAGUCAUAAGUGCCCCUGUGGAUUGUUGGUGUGUGUUUUCAUUGUUCACAUUGUAGAUUUCCACACACCAUUUUCAAAGUUUUUCCACAAACCAAACCAGAGUCUGUGAAGAGAAAAAAAAACAAUCCUACCACAAAUGCCGAUUCCAACCAAAACCCCUGUGUAGAGACUAGUCUCCUUAAAGUAAUUCCUAAAAGAUUUACCAAGUUACCCCAGCACUAAAGAAAAAAGUACACUCCUUUUUCCCUCUUGACCCCCUGGAGGAGGGCCUUGUCCUUGGCAGCUCCCCUCCUCCAGCCUGGACCUGACUCCCCUGGCAUGGCCUCUGGCAUCAGGGAGCAGAUACUGUUAGCGCUUCACUUCAUUCACCCUGCGCAACUCUUCCCAACCCUCAUCUGCUUGAUCAAAUCUGCUUUCUUUUCUUAAAAAAAAGACAUUCAGGACACUUUGUGUCAAAAUAAUUCACAGUCCAGAUCAGUUGACUGUGAGGGUGUUAUGCAUAUGCAGCACUGCACAAUGUAAACUUGUAAACACUUUUUUUGUUGUUGUUUUUUGUAUUUAUUUUUUCAAAACAAGGUUUUAUCUAGUAUGAAAUGUGGAGGAGAGCUUGUUGCAAAUAUAGGACAUGCCUGUUUUUCACUGAAACAAAUUGCACAUGGAAAUGCUUUUCUUGCUUUGUGCUGUAAGGAGAUUUGACCACUCAGAGGGGUAUUCGGGCUGGUGGUGGCGACUCCACUCCAGCAUUAUUGUCAUUCAGUGAUGGGUCGUUUCACUUUUCCCUCUGCACAACUUCAGAAAAAAACUGUCUCCAGAUAUUUGGGAUGCAUCUGAUUUUUGUCAUCAUCUGGUGAUUUGUUCUCAUCUUGAGACAGCAGCAGCAUGGAGGUAGUUGUUUAAAAAAAAAUGCAAAGAAACCAGGCAGUUCUCAAGACUGACUCUGCUAUAACACCCGUUGGCCAGUAGGGGGUACUGCAGCCCCUCUACCCAGGGCAAGGGUGCCAACCACAGCUGUCGGUUAUCAGGGAAACUCAGAAAAGGACAACUCCAAGAGGUGGCGAUGGUGAUGGUCUCUUGAUUUUGAGUUACAUGUAGAUAUUGCACUUUAACAGCCAUCCUCUCAUUCUGAAUCAACUAGUGCUUCCUUCUGUGCGUGUGUAUUUUCAGUAUAUAUGUGACUGUGUGUGUGUGUGUGUGCAAGAGAACAUUGUAUGUGUGCGUGUGUGUGUGCGUGCGCGUGCUCAGUAUGGGCCCACGCUACGUUUUCUCACACCAGGCUCUUGACUCUCAGACUGGAACUUCGUUAACACCAUGAGCACACCCGCCUCUGUCUGCAGUGCAUGCUGGGACAUUAAACGCAGCUCCUCCACAGCACAGCAAAAGGCUGAGGGCUUCUGGGCGUAUCCAUGGAAACCGCCCCGACCCAUUUUACAAAAAUCGGCAGCUACGAGCUACACUGCAAUCCAGACAUUUUGACAUCAUGCAAAAAUGCCUGUGAAGAGUCCACAAGUGAGGUGCAGAGACUAAAAACUGAAAAGCGUGCGGGGAGCGUUUUAAGUGUUGAAAAUAUUCCUCUGCCACACUGCUGGCAGCAGGCUCUUGUAUAUGCAAUCUCAAUGUAAAGAAUUUAUGUGACAGAAGGCCCCCUGCCAGGUUGCCAUAUAAAGACGGGGGAUCCCCUGCGGAGAUGUAACGUCGGUUUGUCUCGUAGUACUUGAUGUGUGAGCUCACAGGUGUGUGUGUGUGUUUGACAGCUGAGGAACUAAGCCAAUGGCACGGACGCUUCUCCAACAGUGGGACUGUGGAAAGUCUGAAUUUUUUUUUUUUUUUUUUUUUUUUUUCCUCUCCUACCUACUUUUUUUUUUUUCCCUCUUUCUCCACUUUUGUCCCCUCUUGCACAAGGGCAUUAACUUUCCACCAACCCUAGCUGAAGGAGCAGAGGGGCAGCAAGGGAACACAUGGACGGAUGGAUGACUUUCCUCCAUUGCCCUCGGGACUUUGUCACUUUUCAGCGGACCUGCGUGAGAGCUGUCCUUAAGGAAUUUUUUAAAAGUUGGACCCCCUUAAGCUGCUACUCUAUCGGGGUUCGAAUGGCUGUGUUUACUGGAUGGAGGUGACCACACAGGGCCUACAGACUCCUCCACACUCCCACUGACAUCCUUGGACACCGACCUUCCUCCCCAUCAACCUUCUCAGUGGGUCUUCUGUACAUACAGGACCUAUUUUUUUUGAUGCUUUUUGUUGGGGGAAGGCACGUUUGUACUGUACUUUAGUUGAUUCAGAAUGUGCAGUGUUAAGGUUUCUUUUUGUGUAUAUUUUUGUUGUUGUCGCUCUGUGUGGUCAUGUCCCGGUUGCCAGGUUUGAGUGGUAACACCACAGCAUGAGGGGGAAAAAAAAAACACACUGAUCCUCUUUUUGUCAUCAUCUACGUCCUCACCGGUUGUCUGACUCACAUCUUUGUUACCAAGUCACUUUUUUGGAAGAGGAAAAAAAAAAAAAAUUCAAAUGCCAUUCUUGUCGUAGCGCUGCAUAAAUCCAGAUUGUACGGAAAUCCUGUGUACAAAGUAAGCGCACACUUUAGAACACACGUUAGAAAUGGCAAUUGAACACAAGAGAGGACCGGUAUGUAUUUCUUGUUUGAAUGCGACCUGAUGCACUGUGAGCUCAAUGUGACGUGGGAGUUGUUUGUCAAGAAUAAUAAAUGAUUAAAAAAUAUAUUUAAUGUAAAGUUAGUUACUAUAAAACAUUACUGAGGACAUCUGUAUAACUUAUAUGAAUGUAUUGUCUUGCUAUACUGGACAUAUCCAACCAAUGCAUUUUACUGUAAAGCAAUAAUGUGAAGAAAAAAAAAAUAAAAUGGCAAAAUAAUUCCUGUACAUUUGUCUCAUAAGUUCUUGGAUUGUUUGUGAAAUACAUAAAUUAAAUGAAGCCAUUUGUACAUGUA